Messenger RNA from Abrus precatorius (Indian licorice), 1513 nucleotides. Its product is annotated as 30S ribosomal protein S1-like. Lineage: Eukaryota; Viridiplantae; Streptophyta; Magnoliopsida; Fabales; Fabaceae. The transcript has 10 exons. The record is from RefSeq and is a predicted model, not a curated record. Gene Ontology annotation, molecular function: nucleic acid binding. Bases 126 to 1286 code for a protein of 386 amino acids.
AAGACAGAUGGAAUCUAUGUUCCAAUCCAAUCCAAUCCAAUCCAAUCUUUUGGAAUGGAUGAAGUGAAGAAGAUGAACUCAACUUGGUUUCUUCUGUUAACUGUAAAACAAACUCAUUCUUAAGAAUGCCAAUCUUCUCUGUAACGCUUGGUUCCUUCUCUUCCCUUUCAGUGUCAGCUUCUCUGUCAAAAUCUGAUCUUUCCCCUUUCCUCAAUUUUCCCAACAAAUUAACUCUCAAUCUCAAAUCACCUUCGCAAUCCCAUCAGACUGCCACUACCAAACUUUUCUUCUCUUCAAAUACUCAAAUUCACCAAAACCCUGACUCUGUAAUUCUCCAACGCCCUUCUCCUGCUGACCCAAACGAUGCCGCUCGUCAAGCUCGGAGAUCUUCAGAUUGGAAAGCUGCAAAGGCAUAUAAAGAUAGUGGAGUCGUUUAUAAUGGUAGAGUUGAAGGUUUUAACAAUGGAGGCUUGCUCGUUCGCUUUUUUUCUAUUCUUGGUUUUCUCCCUUUCCCACAGUUGAGUCCAUUGCAUUCUUCUAAAGAACCAGAUAAAUCUAUCCAAGAAAUUGCAAAAGGCUUAAUCGGUUCAAUUAUGCCUAUUAAGGUAAUUCUAGCGGAUGAGGAUAACAAGAAAUUGAUCUUCUCUGAAAAGGAAGCUGCUUGGUCUAAAUUUUCAAAACAGGUUAAUGUAGGGGACAUUUUUGAAGUAAGAGUUGGUAAUGUAGAGGACUAUGGUGCUUUUGUUCAUUUGCGCUUCCCUGACGGUCUUUAUCACCUUACUGGACUAAUACACAUAUCAGAAGUAUCAUGGGAUCUAAUUCAUGAUGUCGGAGAUAUCUUGAAAGAAGGUGAUGAAGUGAGGGUCAAAGUUAUUGGUAUUGAUUGGGAAAAAUCAAGGAUUAAACUGUCAAUUAAACAGCUAGAAGAAGAUCCUCUUCUAGAAACUCUGGACAAAGUAAUACCUCAGGAUGGUUCAGUUGAUCCUGAUUCUCUGAGCGGUAGUGAUAGCAGUGGUAUUGAGCCUCUCCCAGGGCUUGAAACAAUCCUUGAAGAGCUACUGCAGGAAGAUGGUAUAUAUGAUGCAAGAAUCAGCCGUCAAGGGUUUGAAAAACGAGUGGUCUCACAAGACUUGCAGCUUUGGCUUUCUAAUGCACCUCCCACGAAUCAAAGGUUCACUCUCCUUGCUCGGGCUGGAAGACAGGUGCAGGAGAUAUAUCUGACUACAUCCCUUGAUCAGGAAGGUAUCAAGAAGGCAUUACAACGAGUAUUAGAGCGUGUCCCUUGAAUUUGAUUCACUCAGAGCUCUUCCCUCCCUGUAAUCAGUGAUUUUUGUACAGUUAUAUCUCACAUUCAAAGUUCUGACGUGGCAUAUUCCUAUCGAAUGUAUUUAUAUAUAUCCCAUAUCUUCACUUCCCAAUUUACUCGAAAAAUGUUGAUUCAAGAUUGAUUGAGCAAACAAGUUCUCGCAAGAACAUUCCACAAUUUACUAGUACAUAAUCAUUUCUAUAUUUC